AAAGGGAGGACUCCUGGCUCCUGUCAGACUCCUUCUGGGUGGGUACCACUUGCCUUUCACAUUCCUACAGUAUGUCAUCUGCUCCGUAUAGUGGGUGAAUGUGCUUUGCAUGUCCUUGACAUUUUGUGCCCUGCAGUAUCCUGUUUGAGGCUCAGAAGCCCUGUCUGCUUUUCUAUGUACCAGGCCUAUUUUAAGGAGAAGAGCCUGUACAAGGAGUGUUACCCCAGACCUGUGGUCUCAUUCAGGUUACCACCAUUCUUGCCUCAGCAGCAUUUUAUCCUGGUAGCUGGAUUCCAAUGACUGUGCCAGCUGCUGUGAAAAUAAGAAUAAUAGUUGUCGUCAUUUAUGGGCAGUUAUUCUUUGCCAGACACUGUACCCGACCGCCAGUGCGAUACUUGAUUCCCUCAGCCAAUUUGAAAGUUAGUAAUCAAAAUUCCCAUUUUACAGAAAAAGUAGUACAUUACAAAAGUUAAAAUGAGUAUAACAUGGCUGGGGUCAGGAUUGUGAGCUUCAUGAGUUAUGUACACUCUGCUGUUCUUGUUUCAUCCAGUAACCCCAACCACCAUAUUUUGUUUUCUCUGCUAGAGUAUUUGGAAGUAUAUCGUAGACAUACCAUUUCACCUGUAAAUACUAUAGCAUGCAUUUCCAAGAGGUAAGGAUAGUUUUUUGAAAAUACAACUAGAGUAUUCUUAUUGCAGUCAACAAAAUUAACAGUAAUUCUUUAAUGCCUUAAUACUCAGUUUGUUUUGAGUUUUUUCCAUUUGUUCUAAAAAUGUCAUUUUACAGUUCAAACCCUUCAGUCUUUCAACAGGAAGAAGCAUUAUAGGUAGGAGCAUCUACAAUUCAGCAAGGUCCUGGAUGCAUGGAGACAAGAGGGCUUUCAUAACUGAGGUUUAAGGAGGUCACCCCAGGCAGCCAGAAUCCAUCUUGAGGUGAAAUAACUUCCAUCUGGCACUGUGGCAGAAUUUCAGGGCAGUCACUGGACUGACUCUGGGGCCAUUACGUUGCCUGAUCCUUCAGCCCGCAGAGAGCAGGACUGGGAGAAGAUUUUGGCUCCGAAGAACAGGGAAGACGUGGAGACCAUGAAGAAAUUGACUCCAAAACAUGAGGCUAAAGGUGUGUCUUGUAAGGAUACUGACUGGCCCCAAGAGAAGAAGAGGAAGCCCACAAUGCUGGAACCAGUUACAUUCGAGGAUGUCACUGUGGUCUUCACGGAGGCAGAAUGGGAGAGACUGAGCUCUGAGCAGAAGAACCUAUACAAAGAAGUGAUGCUAGAGAUUUACAGGAAUCUGCUCUCGUUAGCAGAACCGAAGCCAGAACUCCACCCCUGCUCCUCCUGCCUUCUGGCUGUCUCCUGUCAGCGAUUCCUCAGCCAAUACGUGCUUCCCAUCUUCCCAGGCUUAUGUGUGGAACAUAACUUCCAUCCGGGGCAUUCCAGCCAAGGACAUCAGAAGCAGCCAGAGCAGCCGGAUUCUGAUCAGAGCUGCUGGAGGGAAAACACAGAAGGUCAAGAGAGAGAAGAAGUCUCCAGACCCUUGUAUGGGAGAAGAGGGGAGAGAGGGACUUCCAGGGCAUUCUCCAGCCCACCCCGAAGACAGUCAGCAAGCCUUAGAGAAGGCAACACAGGGGUAGGGGUAGAGCCCAACUCAGCCCAAUGGGUGAAGCCUGUGGAAAGAGGCCAAGGGUUGAAGGAAAUAGAAACCUCAAGAUUUGGAGCAGCCAUCUCUAGAGAGGAUGAACCAGACUGUGGCGUGAAGUCAGACUUCAUCACACACCAGAGGUCCUUCUUCUGGAGGAAGCCGUAUGUUUGUAGUGAGUGUGGCCGGAGCUUUAGCCACAAGUCAUAUCUCAUCAGACACCAGAGGACACACUCAGAAGAGAAGGCUUGUGUGCACCUGGAGUGUGGGCAAGGCUUUAGCCAGAAGUCAGACCUCAUCAUACAUGAGAGGACACCCUCAGAUAAGAAACCUUAUGUUUGCUGUGAGUGUGGCCGAGGCUUUACCCAGAAAUCAGUCCUCUUUAUUCACCAGAGGACACACUCAGGGGAGAAGCCAUAUGUGUGUAAGGCAUGUGGGCAAGGCUUUAACCGUAAGUCAACUCUCAUCAGACACCAGAGGACACACUCAGGAGAGAAGCCACAUGUGUGCAAGGAGUGUGGCCGAGGUUUUAACCGUAAAUCAAAUCUCAUCAGACACCAGAGGACACACUCAGACGAGAGACCUUAUGUGUGCCUGGAGUGUGGGCGAGGCUUUAGGCAGAAGUCAGGCCUCCUUCUCCACCAGGGGACGCAUUCAGGAAAGAAGCCACACGUGUGCAAGGAGUGUGGGCGAGGCUUUGGCCAGAAGUCAGGCCUCCUUUUCCACCAGAGGACACACUCAGGGGAGAAGCCACACGUGUGCAAGGAGUGUGGGCGAGGCUUUAGCCGGAAGUCAGGCCUCCUUCUCCACCAGGCGACACACUCAGGAGAGAAGCCACAUGUGUGCAAGGAGUGUGGGCGAGGCUUUAGCCACAAGUCAAAUCUCAUCACACACCAGAGAACACACUCAGGUGAGAAACCUUACUUGUGCCUAGAGUGUGGGCGAGGCUUUAGCCAGAAUUCAGGCCUCCUUUUCCACCAGAGGACACACUCAGGGGAGAAGCCACAUGUGUGCAGGGAGUGUGGGCGAAACUUUAGCCAGAAGUCAGGCCUCACCACACAUCAGAGGACACAUUCAGAUAAGAAACCUUAUGUUUGCAGUGAGUGUGACCGAGGCUUUAACCGGAAUUCACGCCUCCUUAUACACCAGAGGACACAUUCAGGGGAGAAGCCUUAUGUUUGCAAUGAAUGUGGCCGAGGCUUUACCCAGAAAUCAGUCCUCAUUAUGCAUCAGAGGACACACUCAGGGGAGAAGCCAUAUGUAUGCAAGGAGUGUGGACGAGGCUUUAACCGCAAAUCAAAUCUCAUCACACAUCAGAGGACUCACUCAGGUGAGAAGCCACAUGUGUGCGAGGAGUGUGGCCGAGGCUUUAGCCAGAAGUCGAAUCUCAUCACACACCAGAGGACACAUUCAGAUGAGAAACCAUACGUGUGCCUGGAGUGUGGGCGAGGGUUUAGCCAGAAGUCAAGUCUCCUUCUCCACCAGGGAACACACUCAGGAGAGAAGCCAUAUGUGUGCAAGGAGUGUGGGCGAGGCUUUAGCCAGAAGUCAAAUCUCAUCAGACACCAGAGGACAUACUCAAGUGAGAAAACUUUCAUGUGCCUGGAGUGUGGGCGGGGCUUUAGCCAGAAGUCAGGGCUGUUUUUCCACCAGGCGACACACACGGGGGAGAAGCCACAUGUGUGCAAGGAGUGUGGGCGAGGCUUUAGCCACAAGUCAAAUCUCAUCACACACCAGCGGACGCACUCAGGUGAGAAACCUUACAUAUGCUUGGAGUGUGGACGAGGCUUUAGCCAGAAGUCAGGCCUCCUUCUCCACCAGGGGACACACUUAGGGGGGAAGCCACAUGUGUGCAAGGAGUGUGGGCAAGGCUUUAGCUAUAAGCAGAGCCUCAUUAGACAUCAGCAUGCUCAGUCAGGAGAAGCCGUAUGUUUGCCGUGAGUGUGGCCAAGGCUCUAACUGUACAUCAGUCCUCCUCAUUCACCAGAGGACACAGAAUAGAAACUCUGUGCGCAAAAGGAGAAUGAGCAAGAAUUUGAGAAAAAGACACACUUCAUUAUACAUCAAAGAACGGCUCU
Molecule: messenger RNA, 3715 nt
Organism: Trichechus manatus latirostris (Florida manatee)
Lineage: Eukaryota; Metazoa; Chordata; Mammalia; Sirenia; Trichechidae
Product: zinc finger protein 343-like
Exons: 5
Coding region: 1083-3578 (831 amino acids)
Biological process (GO): regulation of transcription by RNA polymerase II
Cellular component (GO): nucleus
Molecular function (GO): zinc ion binding; DNA-binding transcription factor activity, RNA polymerase II-specific
Source: RefSeq, a predicted model, not a curated record